UAAAGGAUAAAUCGAAAGCAUGGUAUGAUCCGUUUACCUCUCAUUUCUAGAAGAAAACCUAGGGUUCCUCUCUCCUUUCCAACUAAUCCCAAUUUCCGGUUUCUCCAUUCUCCGGAUUCUAUCUUUCGACAAUCAAUAUAAAUGUUUCGCAUAUCUGAACCAUCUGAAGUUCCUUCCAGCAAUCAAGAAAAGGUAGAAGAGGAUGUGGAAAUGGAGGUAAAGGAUGAGGAGGCCCUAGCGCGGGCAGAGGAGGCUUUGGUCGGCCAGCCUCCUGACGAGCAAGCACUACGAGUAGCCCAGAUCGUGCGCAGUUACCUCCAUAUGAAACAGACGGCAGAAGGUGGGGAAGGCGGAUGUGGAGAUGCUGAAUCGCCGUCGGGAGACCGGUGCAAGGCCAUGAUGGAAGUGGUUCUCAAGGAGAACGGGAAAUGGUCGAUUUCCAAGCUGGAGACUGAGCAUAACCACUCCCUCAAUGCUGCCUCUUCCGGGGAUGGAAGCACUAAGGUGGCACUUACCAUUGGAAUGGUGUUCGACUCUGUGGAGGAGGCCAAGGCCUUUUACUAUGGCUAUGGUGAAAAAAUAGGGUUCAGGGCACGGACGGGGUCGAACCGAAGGUCGGUGGGCAAGGGGGCUCUCAUCAUGCAGAGGUUUUUGUGCUGGAGAGGGAGCUACCCUUUGCAGAGACGGAAUUUGGAGACUAGUACUGGGAAGAGGAAGCGGGGGCCUUACAAGAAGAGAAGUAAGCUGUUGGACGAGUUUGAGGAGAAGAAAGAUGGCGAUGGGGAUGUGGUUGAGGUGGUUGACAUCGAUAGCUCCGCUGAGAAGAUUGGGAUGGCAGAUGCUGACUUUGGCGUUUAUGUUGAAAGCAGGCCUUCAGUGAAAGGUUCAGUAGGUGGUGAUUGCGCUGCUGAGAUAGAGAGCAGGGCUUUAGUGAAAAGCACAGCUUCAUCCGAGACCACAAAGGCACCUGCAUCAGAGAUGAAAAAUGGUGGGCAGCCACCUGCAACAUCUGUUUCUGCACAAUCUAAGCUUUUGAGGGAGCUUGGUGUGAGAGUGUAUAGAUAUUCGUCUGAUGAAAAGAGAGACAUAAUUCUUAGAUAUUUGAUGAAGAAGAACAACCGACAAUCUGGGGAAAGAACUAUAAAGUUUUUUACGACACAACCUCCUCCUGGAGAAAAUUUCUUGCAACAACAAAAUAUUCAACAGCAGCAAAAUAUUCCGCAACAACAAGAUGCUGGUGGAAAGUUUAUUGGUUGGGUGCCAUUACAGACUUAUGAAAUGCAGGAUAAAGUUGUAGCAAGAAAGCCAAAACCACUAAUAAGAGAGAUAACAGGUGUAGUAGAAGAACCAAAAAUUGGUAUGCUAUUUGCAAAUGAAGACAGGGCAUAUGAAUUUUAUCUCAGAUAUGCUGGGAAUGUUGGUUUCUGUGUUCGAAAGGGAUGGUGGGAUAAAACUGCUAGAAGUGUUACUCGGCUAAGGGUUUAUGUGUGCUCAAAAGAAGGGUUUCGCCCUAAAAGUUUUGCAAAUGAGAUGAAAAAAGCAAGGCCAGAGACUAGAACAGGAUGUCCUGCCCGGAUGGCAAUUAAACUUAUGUCUAAUGGUAAAUAUAGUGUGAGUGAAUUUGUGUCAGAGCAUAAUCAUGAUUUAGCAGCUCCAUUAGAUAUUCAAAUGUUCAAGUCACAGAAGUUGUUAACUAAAAUGCAGUUUGGUAAUCAUCAUAGAACCAAACUGAUACCUUCUGAAUACAAAAACUACUUAAGGUUAAAGCGAGCUAGGAGUAUGCCGAUGGGAGAUGCAGGAGCCAUGCUAACAUACUUGCAGAGAAUGAAAAGUGAAAAUCCAUCUUUUUUCUAUGCCAUACAGGUUGAUGAAGAUGAUCAGUUGACAAAUAUCUUCUGGGCAGAUACAAAUUCGAUUAUGGAUUAUGACUACUUUGGUGAUGUUGUAUGUUUUAACACAACCUAUAAAGAUGCUGACAGUGGUAGACCAUUUGUUCUGUUUACUGGUGUUAAUCAUCAUAAGCAAACUGUUAUAUUUGGUGCUGCGGUUAUGUAUGCUGAAACUGUGGAAUCUUUCAAGUGGUUAUUUGAGACUUUCAAGGCAGUUAUGGGUGGUAAACAACCUAAGACAAUCUUAACUGGACAAAGCUCUGCCAUUAGUGAUGCCAUAGCUGUUGUAUGGCCUAGCGUAGUUCAUCGCUAUUGUAUAUGGCACAUAUAUCAAAGUGUUGCUAAGAACUUAACUCAGGAUUUCAAAGAUUUGGAAAAUUUUUUACUUGAUUUCAACCAGUGCAUUUUUGAGUUCCAAGAGGAGGAAGAUUUCUUAACUGCGUGGACAUCUCUGUUAGAAAGAUAUGGUUUAAAAGAUAAUGAAUGGCUAGCUAAUUUAUAUGAAGAGAGGAAGAAAUGGGCUUUGCCUUAUGGGCAAGAAACCUUUUAUGCAGAUAUCUUUAACACAUUACGAAGAGAUGGCUUAAACAGUGUGUUGAAAGAAUAUUUAAGUCCAGAAAUAGAUCUCUUACAGUUUCUCAACAAGUAUGAGGAGUUUGUGAAAGAACGGCGGUACAUGGAACAAGAAGCUGAUUAUCUUAGCAGUCAAUGCGUGUCGAGAGCAACUACGCUGAGGUUCCUGUGGCAAGCUGCAAAUGUGUACACACAUGCUGCCUUUGAGAUGUUUAAAAUGGAAUUUGAUCUUCUCUCAAAUUGUAUAGUUUACGGCUGUGGUGAUGUGGGAACUGUAUCAGAAUAUGAGGGAACUGUAUCAGAAUAUGAGGUGGCAGUUAAGGAUAAAUCCAAGCUGUACUUUGUAAGGUUUGAUAUAUCAGAUGGUUCAGUUUUUUGUAGCUGCAAGAAGUUUGAGUUUGUUGGGAUUCAGUGUUGCCAUGUGUUGAGGGUGCUUGACUGCAGGAAUGUUAAAGAGCUAGCACCACAAUACUUUUUGAAGCGGUGGAGCAAGGAUGUGAAAUCUGGACUCAUUAGGGACAAUGAGGGGUUUACGCUCCAGGAUGACCCCAAGUCAUCUCUACAAAAACGUUAUAGCUCCUUAUGCCGCAUAUUGUAUAGAAUUGCUGCAAGGGCUGCUCAAAAUGUUCAUGCAUAUGCAUUCAUGGAAAACCAGUCAAAUCAGAUUUUGGAACAGGUUGAACAGAUACUUCAAACAAAACUUCUUGAGAAAACUUCCAUGAACAAUUUUUCAAAAGGUCAAUCACAGAGUCAGAUACAAGGUGAAGGCAUAGAUAAUGAGAACAAUGGUGAAUCUAGGAGAUCAAGUGGGAAAAAGAAAAAUGAUGCCACAGUUCGUCGUAGGCAGCAAAAUGGGAUGGAUAUGAGUAAACAGUACAAGGGACUUACAGGAAAAUCUGAUGCUGUAGAGGUUUCAAUGGAUGCUAAUGAUCCACUUAUGGCAUCUAAUGAGAUCCCUUCCCAGACUAGGAAUUCUUCAAAUCAAAUUUUCCCCCCAAGUCAAUCAUUCCAGCUGCAGGGGCCGUACAUACCUGGCCAUCAAUUUGGACUUGGUUCCUUUCAUGGUUUUCAUGGAACACCUCAGUUUACUCAGGAAUUUUCAGCUCCUGUGUUGCAGCAGCAAUCAUUCCCGGGUGAAACUCAUUUAGGCCAGGCUUCUGAGAUGCACGCUCUUCAAUUUGUUGCAAGCAAUUCCCAGCUGGGACCCCAGGGAGGAGACCAAGGCCACUACACCAUACCAGUUUGGGAUUUUUUAUGACAAGUUUUUUAAUGAAAGUAUUAUGGCGUAGCAGCAAGCUUAGCCCUUGUCGCAUCAUUAAAAGUAAAGCAGUGAUGCUUCAAAUGAUCGUUCUAUGCAGGUUACUGAGAUCAGCUGAGGCCUAAAAAUGCUUUUUUUGCACUUCCAGGAGUGCUCCUUUGCUCUAAUUCUGAGCUAAUAGAAAAGUCUGUAAGCUGCAAAUUAGAAAAUUUUUUCCCCUUCAGCUCUAGUGGUGCUUCCUGAAGUUCUGUACAGUUAGAGACAUCAGAUGCUAAGCAUAAUUUGAUGUUGAGAAGAAUGAUGAGAGUUCAUAAGAGUAUUCAUGUAAAUGGUUAGCAAUAGCUUUUGUAUCCUGUAAGGCACGUGCUUCCUUUUUCAUCCCUUUAUUGUAGUGAUCCGUGACUAGUAGGCAGAUGUAUAUUUUCACCCUCAAAAGUUUCUCAUGCUUUGUUUAAAUCACCUGCAGUCAUCCUGAAUGAUUUUCGUGGAGUUUCUUGACGAUCCCUCUUUAAAUCUGUAUGUAUUUGAACUUCUUUAUUCAUGGUCCAAUAUUGCCUAUAUAAUAGGAGCUAAACUA
Molecule: messenger RNA, 4297 nt
Organism: Dendrobium catenatum
Lineage: Eukaryota; Viridiplantae; Streptophyta; Magnoliopsida; Asparagales; Orchidaceae
Product: protein FAR1-RELATED SEQUENCE 7
Exons: 8
Coding region: 142-3720 (1192 amino acids)
Biological process (GO): regulation of DNA-templated transcription
Molecular function (GO): zinc ion binding
Source: RefSeq, a predicted model, not a curated record